AUGGAGGAGUACAAACCGUGUGCGGCCAUGGUGGUGACGCAGUGCAUCUACGCGGCUCUAGCGCUCUGGUCCAAGGCGGUGUUCACCGGCGGCAUGAGCCCCCUGGUCUUCGUCGUCUACAGGCAGGCCGUUGCCACCAUUGUGCUCGUCCCCGUCGUCAUCGCGGCCAACAGGAGGAAGAUGAAGGAGAUGAUGGGCCGCCUUGGAAUGACAGGCUUCUCCUUGGUCUUCGUCGCGUCUCUUGUCGGGGCGACAGUGAAUCAGUGUUUGUACUACCAAGGGGUGAAUCUGGGCUCGUCAUCGAUGGCAACGGCCAUGACCAACUUGAUUCCGGCCAUCACCUUCGUCAUGGCAGCAUCAGUCGGGCUAGAGAGGGUGGACGUGAGGAGGCCGAGGAGCCUGGCCAAGAUCUUGGGCACGGCCGUCUGCGUCAGCGGCGCCAUGGCCAUGGCCUUCUUCAAGGGCCCGAAGCUGCUGCUGGGCGACCUGCACGCUCUCCUCCUCCUGCACUCGCCGGCGGCGGGCGGCAGCAGGUGGGUGACGGGCGCGCUCUUCCUGGUGGGCAGCAGCUCCUGCUGGUCGCUCUGGCUCAUCCUGCAGGUGCCCAUCUGCAAGUCGUACGUGGACCCGCUGGCGCUGUCGGCGUGGAUGUGCCUCCUGUCCACGCUGCAGUCCGCGCUGCUCGUCGCCUUCCUCCUGCCGGACCCGACCGCCUGGAGGAUCCACUCGCUCUUCGACCUCUCCUGCUGCCUCUUCUCGGGGGUGUUCGGGUCAGGCGUCACGUUCUACCUGCAGUCGUGGAGCAUCUCAGUGAGGGGACCGCUCUACUCCGCCAUGUUCAACCCGCUCUGCACCGUGAUCACCACCGUGUUCGCCGCCGCCGUCCUCCGCGAAGAGCUGCACGUCGGCAGCUUGCUGGGCGCGAUCGCCGUCAUCGCGGGGCUGUACGUGGUGCUGUGGGGCAAAGCGGGCGACGGCAAGAGGGCCGGGAUGGAGCCAGAGCAGCACUCGGAAGAUUUGGAGAAGACGUCGGCGCGGUCGGACUCGACGGUCGACGUCGGCAGUGGCAUCGCCGAGCCCCUCCUGGCGGCCGGCGAUGAUCCAACGGAGAAGUAG
Messenger RNA from Miscanthus lutarioriparius, 1116 nucleotides. The record is from the annotation of a GenBank genome assembly. Lineage: Eukaryota; Viridiplantae; Streptophyta; Magnoliopsida; Poales; Poaceae.